AUGUCGGAAUGUGGGAAUCUACAGCGUACUCAGAGCGUCGAAGACGAAGACCAUGGACAUCGUGGGAGCUCCGCCAGCUCGCCUCCUGCUCUUCCUCUGAAGAAAGGGAGAGGAGGACGUAAAGUCAUGUUCCCUUCCGCAGAGGAAAAAAAGCAAAGAAACCGGGACUCCCAAGCUGCGUUCCGAGAACGGCGCAAAGAGCACAUCGCUGAACUGGAGCAAGUUGUCCAAGACCAGAAGGAGAAGCUGCAGGAGUCGCAGAGAGCGCAGGCUAGUGCAAAGGAAGAGGUUUUGGUUCUCAAGUACAAGAAUUCGCUCCUGGAGAGAAUAUUGCUCGAGCAGGGCAUCGAUGUCAACGCCGAAUUGAACAACAUCUUGGUAUUCCCACCACGAAUCCCUGAGAAGCGAGCUCGCAUGGAAAGACCUCUUCUUCGGAAGCAAGAGGUUGCGCCUGUUGCGGCGACCCAUCCACCCAGCUCCUUCUCCAACUCCAGCUCCAGCUCCACAGUACCCCAAUCCCAACCCCAACCCCAAAUCCGCGCCUCGCCAGCCACCACCUGGGCCCCUACACCGCCAUUACCCCUCGACGUGGCAGCCGAGAAUGAGACAUUCGGCUUGGAUCUUGACUUUGAGGCCGACUUCACCUUCGGCGGGAUGAUGGCCGGCGCGGGUGAGAAGUUCGACUUGGAUCUGGGGUUCUUGUCUUCGGUGCACGUAUAA
Messenger RNA from Drepanopeziza brunnea f. sp. 'multigermtubi' MB_m1, 720 nucleotides. Lineage: Eukaryota; Fungi; Ascomycota; Leotiomycetes; Helotiales; Drepanopezizaceae. The record is from RefSeq and is a predicted model, not a curated record.